AUGGAACACACCGUGGACAUUGUCAGUCACGACUGCCGGGCUGCCGUGUGUGUGCGUGUGUAUGUGCAUUUUCGUCCCUAAAACAGACCACGCGGUAAAUGCGCCCGGCCAACAUGGAAGCUGGACUGGGAUCCGGCAGGCGUUAUCGGAGAUGCGUGUCCAUAACAAAUGCCAACAUAAAGAUUGUGGUAACAUGCCUAGAUUCAGACACGCGCCGCGCCAACUGAGGGUCCGAACUUCAUUUUCGUCUAUUGGUAUAAAAUUCUGAUCAGUGUACGUUGUGGGCCAGGGAUGGGAUAAUAGGCCAAAGUGCACGUAUUCGCCGUGCCACCUACCUGCGUCCCCUUCCGGCCUUCUGGACUGUCUUGAGUCGAGCCCAUGUGGAGGGGAGGAGGAGCGAUUGCAGUAGAUGCUAUGCAAGCCUACUGAAACUGUACACACCCUGCUGUGGGGCGCUUGGUGGGCAUUGUCGGUAACGACGGUCGAACUGUCGCGUGUGUGUGCCGGUCGGAGGACUGGGUGAGAAAAAUAGCCAAUCAAUUUUAAACAAUUCAAAUUUAGAAAAUUCUGCCGUCAAAGAAUAUGUCAACCUGAACGCUCGUUUCCGGUUUGUUUGCCGUUGCCGCCCGCCGGCCAGUCAGCCUGGAUUCCGAAUGAUCUGUGAAUGCCGUAGGCAAAUGAACGCUUGAUCAAACGCUAUCGCUUGAGCUAGGGGUCCCACAUUUUUUCACUCAAAAUUCGAAGUGACCAAAGCUGCAAAAUAAUGGGAAUAACCGAGAUAAUUUGCCUGUACAACGAAUAAAGCCGUUUUACUUCAUUCCCUCUCUCUCUGAGCUCCAGUUUACAUCCCAUGCAGGCAGUAGGCGUCAGAACCAACUGCUGAAAUUGGGCGGAGGAUGAGGAAAGAAAGAGGUAAGUGCUACAGGCGAACUUGAUAUUUCAGCCUUUUACUCGCUCUAGAAAUGAAUGCGCCAACUUGACUUAUCCGGAGGAGAAUAUUUAAGGGGAAAUUCACCGACUUACGAGGCAGAGUUGCUCAAUGUUCCUCGUCCAUAAGUGGACUGCAAUAUAUCCGCCUAGCGAAUCAAAAGUAAAAAAAUAUAAAUUAUCCACAUAACGGGCAUUCGUAACAUUCAAAGUUCUUCGGCAGAGCACACCCAUCGCCAGACUGACAGGGAAAACCUCGCCUGUUAACACACGACCGUUCGACCGCUAUUGCCUACUAUGUCCAGCGUGUGAUCCACAGCAGAGUGAGUGUGUUGGUCCAACGUGCCCAACCACGUGGUCUGAUAGAGGAGCAAGCUAGCACACGACAGUUCGACCGUCGAUUUCGGCGGUGUCUACCAUGUGCUGCACACCAAGCUGCAGCAGGCACGAGGACUUGUACGUGAAUUAGUUUAUAGUGAUAGUACACUUGCGCAACGUCUACCGCACUCUCUCUUCCCCCACUUGCCACCUGAACCUGGUGUCAAGACAGAGUCGAGAGUACCGGAGGCGGGGAGGGCUCAGGUGGAUGGAACGGUCAAACCCGCACCUAGGCGUUCCACUCCACACCCCGUGGUCCACACAGCAAAUGACCAGGUUCUUGACCGACAACAACAGCACCCCAACAGGGGUCCGAAGAACGAGAAUGAUGAUGAUGAUGUUGUUGUUGAUGUUGUUGUUGUUGAUGUUGAUGAUGAUGAUGAUGAUGACGAUGAUGAUGAUGAUGAUGAUGAUGAUGAUGAUGAUGAUGAUGAUGAUGAUGAUGAUGAUGAUGAUGAUGAUGAUGAUGAUGAUGAUGAUGAUGAUGAUGAUGAUGAUGAUGAUGAUGAUGAUGAUGAUGAUGAUGAUGAUGAUGAUGAUGAUGAUGAUCGGGUAGCCAUGUCCACCGCCUGUAUACCCAACGGGAGCGCAAGCACAUCUACCGUUAGGGAACUUGGUGUCAGGGAACUGCUAGCGCAUACCAGGCUGUGA
Molecule: messenger RNA, 1956 nt
Organism: Spirometra erinaceieuropaei
Lineage: Eukaryota; Metazoa; Platyhelminthes; Cestoda; Diphyllobothriidea; Diphyllobothriidae
Source: the annotation of a GenBank genome assembly